UCAAAGAGCCCAAGUUUAAGCCGAAAUCCACCUGAAGACAAAAAAAAAACACACAAAAAAAGUAGAAGCAGCUUUGGUUUUUGAGAUCUCCUCUACUGAUCUAAAGAAGAAGAAGAUGACGGUUUUCCAUUUCUUCAACUGUGCAAUCCUUACAUUCGGACCUCAUGCUGUCUAUUACUCAGCAACCCCUUUGUCUGAGUAUGACACACUGUGGACUUCAAUAAAGGCUGCUGUUGUUUACCUUGUUACCGCACUAGUUAAGCUAGUUUGUCUAGCAACAUUUCUUAAUGUAUCUGAAAGCGAAAGCGACAAUUUUGAUCCAUAUCAGGAAUUGUUGAAGGCUUUAUUUGGGUUUAUCGAAGUUGCAGGCCUAUAUAUUGCAUUGACACAGUUAACACACAGAAAUAUUUCACAGAAUCAUAAGUUUCAAGCUGUUGGACUAGGGUGGGCUUUUGCUGAUUCUGUUCUGCAUAGACUGGUACCUCUUUGGGUGGGUGCUAGAGGAUUGGAGUUCACAUGGGACUACAUCUUGCAAGGCCUAGAAGCAAAUGCGAAUUUGGUUUUCAGUAUAUCACUAGCAGCAUUGGGUUCUCUUAUGUGGCUUCGGAAAAACAAACCCAAGACUUUGAUACCUAUCAUAUAUGCAUGUGCUGGGAUUGUGGCAACAAUGCCAUCCAUAACCAGUUAUCUGAGGCGAGGCUUGGGUUGGCACCUUCCAAAAGUGGUUGGCUUUGAGCUAUUCAGCUCAUUGCUGAUUGCUUUUAUCAGUUGGCAGUUGUUUGUUGCAUGCCAGAGACCGUCUAACUGAGUUGAUUAUUCAUUGGCUUUUCCUCAUGGAAGUUGGCGUACGUUCUUCAGGGAUGAGUAUGUUCUACCCAGUAACUUUCUUUGUCAAGAAAUUUUGAGGGUAUUUGGACUAAAAGCUUUUCAUUGAAUAACUUUAUGUCCUACUUUACCAUUCACUCUGCAAGUCAGGCUUCAUAACCUUGGAAUAUCUUACGACCAAAUUCGACGUGGAGGGAAUUCAUUGGUUAGCAAUUUUGACAUGUACCGGUUUAUGAAAGAUUAGAAUAUAUUGAAUCAUUUGACAUUUACAUGUCUGAAUAUUUAGUACAUUUCUGAGUUCCACCAAUGAUCCGUGAGUGUUCCUGCACAAAAAGUGCUUUGUAUGGAUAGAGUUGUUGAUUCAUUUUUUCGCAAUGUGUAGUUUUUUGUGGCAUGGA
Solanum dulcamara is the source of this 1223-nucleotide messenger RNA. RefSeq lists its product as uncharacterized. The coding region runs from base 116 to 808 and encodes 230 amino acids. The record is from RefSeq and is a predicted model, not a curated record. NCBI's taxonomy places the organism in Eukaryota, Viridiplantae, Streptophyta, Magnoliopsida, Solanales, Solanaceae. The transcript has 7 exons.